Messenger RNA from Xiphophorus hellerii (green swordtail), 2227 nucleotides. RefSeq names its product nuclear factor, interleukin 3 regulated (gene nfil3). The transcript has 2 exons. The record is from RefSeq and is a predicted model, not a curated record. Gene Ontology annotation, biological process: circadian rhythm; DNA-templated transcription; regulation of DNA-templated transcription. Gene Ontology annotation, cellular component: nucleus. Gene Ontology annotation, molecular function: DNA-binding transcription factor activity; DNA binding. NCBI's taxonomy places the organism in Eukaryota, Metazoa, Chordata, Actinopteri, Cyprinodontiformes, Poeciliidae. Bases 269 to 1399 code for a protein of 376 amino acids.
AGCUGGAAAUACGCUUCCUAACUGACCUACUAACACAGAUCUGAGUCACUAGCCACAUUAAGAAUAUAACCAAGGUACCAAGGAAGACAGUCACUUGUAGGAAUUUCAUCAAGAUCCUAAGCCAAUGGAAAGGUUCGCACAUAUCUUGAACUAUGUGAUAGGAACUAAGACCAAACUCAUCGAGGUGGAAAAGAUUUCUUCUAUUCAAGUGGACUGAUUCAGUGUAGAGGUUGCUGCUGUUCCAGAACAUCAUUAUGGCUCACAGUUAAUGCCUUUGAAUUUACUGUCUGUUUCUGACAUUAAGAAUAUGCAAUCAGUCAAGCAAGACACUGACUCCAGUGAGUCAUACAGUGGAGAUGAUGCCUUGGUGCUUGCUGUGGCUUUACACAGAGCUAACAAAAAUCUUGUACCUCACAAAAUUUCAUCAUUUCCUUUCAAGACUAAAUCUACGUGCCGCAAAAAACGCGAAUUCAUCCCAGAGGAAAAGAAAGACACCAUUUACUGGGAGAGACGACGCAAAAACAAUGAAGCUGCCAAGCGCUCAAGAGAGAAGAGACGCAUUAAUGACAUGGUCCUUGAAAACAAGCUGAUGGCACUUGGAGAGGAAAAUGCCUCCCUUAAGGCAGAACUGCUGUCAUUAAAAAUGAAGUUUGGCUUAGUUAGCGCAUCAGCAUAUACCCAAGAAGUUCAAAAUGUAUCUAGUCCCCCCACGGUAAACCCCCACGAAGAGUUGAUAUCUCCCACUGCUAUCCAGAGUUUAUUCAAAAGAGAUCUUGUACAUGUCAAACACUUACCUCUCAUGUCUGAAACAUGGGCUGCAAGUCAAGCAAGCUUUACUGACUAUAGGACAGCAGAUUUUAAACAAGAACCAGAAGAAAACUCCACCUGGCAGGAAACUAGUACACCAUAUAAACUCUACAAAAAUUGUAAGGUUAGCCAUUUGUCUGAUGUCUACUCACAAGCAGCAUCAUUCAUGCAGACUGCCAGGUCAUCCAGUAAUUCGCCCAGGACCUCAGAUGAAAAUUCUUUAUGCAAAGCAUCAGAUGGUGAGGAUGAGCAGCAAGUCCCUAAGGGGUUGGUGCCUUCAGUAGUUGACCAAAAAAGCGUUAUUGUUUCUACUCACAAAGUGCCAGAUGUCAGUUCUUCAGCUUUACCACAUAAACUACGAAUCAAAUCAAGAACCAUCCAAAUUAAAAUGGAGCCAACUGACCCUGAAUAUGAGUCCUCUGGAAAGACUUCUUCUGCCAGCGUUUUAGAAGGAGUGUGUUUCCAGACCACCCAGAACUCCUCAGCAUACAUGCAGCCUUCCCACUGUCCUUUGUCGGUACAGGUGUCCAACAUGCAAGGCUGGAGCCGUGGGUCUGAUAGCAGUGUUUCUACACAGUGGCUGCCAGAAUAAACAAGUCUUAAGCUCAAUACUAGUUCAAAACCAUUGUAAGUUUCUAUGCACAGUCAUAUACUGAGGAUAUUUAUCCCUAAGUGUUGUCACCGUGUCAACAAAACUGACUUCUUUGACAAAAUUAAUCACAACAGAGAAAGAUUCUGAAACAAAGUUAGCCAAAAGCAUCAAUGCAUAGACUUUAUCAUAAAGAGAUGCCGAUAUUCAUAUCACAAUGAAUAAAAGGAAUGUUCGUAUGAUCUUGUUGUACUUUGGAUUUUAAGUAGUACUUGUGGCAUUGUUAACAUUGAUAUAGAGUAAAUUUUAAAAAACAAAAUGUUAAAUUUUUCCCAGACUGGUGAUUUUUUUUUGGAAAGCACAGUUCAUUAAAGUAUGCUAAGAGACGAUAUCUGUUCUGGUUUGAGGGGUUUAUUCAAUACUACACUUAGAGUUAAAUUAUUUGCCAUGUAUUGUUCUUGUUUAUUUGACAUAAACAAGAGCCUGACGUUCCUGUUGCUCAACCGGUGCAAAUCCAAAAUGUAGUUAGUUAUUGGCUGAACUAGAGCAGAGAAGAGCAGCAUGUUGCACUGAGUGGUUGGCUGAUACAGCUCUUUCUCACUCCACAUGACUUCACAUAGAAACACAGAGAUUGGGUAAACAAAAUUACUUCAGACGUAAUGAUCUAUUGUGAGACUAAAUGUUAUUUGUUCUAUGAUUACAUAGUUAUCAUAGAACUCCAACUCCACUCCAAGGAUUAAUUGAAUCCUUAAAUCUUCUGUGAGCUUCUGUGAUUUGACAUCUCUCUGAUGUAUAUAAAAGGAACAAAGAAUAAAACGCAAUUCAGACUUC